This is a messenger RNA of Phacochoerus africanus (Common warthog), 4535 nucleotides long. It is a transcript of the gene TCOF1, whose product is annotated as treacle ribosome biogenesis factor 1. Gene Ontology annotation, molecular function: protein binding. The record is from RefSeq and is a predicted model, not a curated record. NCBI's taxonomy places the organism in Eukaryota, Metazoa, Chordata, Mammalia, Artiodactyla, Suidae. The transcript is spliced from 26 exons. The coding region runs from base 93 to 4214 and encodes 1373 amino acids.
AGUAGAGAGCGCGAGGUCUAAGGGCACGAGGGAAGUGGCGGGCGGGGACCGAGGGGGCGUGCAGGUAAGCGGACCGGCCUGGGGUCGCCGGCAUGGCAGAGGCCAGGAAGCGGCGGGAGCUGCUUCCCCUGAUCUACCAGCAUCUGCUGCAGGCGGGCUAUGUGCGCGCGGCGCGGGAAGUGAAGGAGCAGAGCGGCCAGAAGAGCUUCCUGACUCAGCCUGUGACCCUUCUGGACAUUUAUACGCACUGGCAACAAACCUCGGAGAUUGGCCGGAAGCGGAAGGCAGAGGAAGACGCAGCCCUGCAGGCCAAGAAGACCCGCGUGUCAGACCCCGUCAGCAGCUCGGAGAGCUCGGAGGAAGAGGAGGAGGAGGAGGAAGCGGCCGAAGCCAGAAAUGCCAAAGCCACCCCCGGACCCGCGUCUACCAACUCCUCAGUCCCGGGCCCGGUUCUGCCCUCAAGCAUAAAGGAUGAAGGCGCGGCAAAGACCAAGAAAGCCAGCCAGACGGGGAACCCCACGGCUCGUGCUGCCUCCGGGAAGCCCGUGGCCCAGCUCCUCGGCCAGAAGUCACCCAGGAAGGCUGCGGGGCCCUCGGCCAAUGCCGUCCUGGCCUCGGAAACCGAGGAGGAGGGCGGUGUCUCCGCCCUGAGGACCGCGGCCAAGCCUGGAAUGACGGCCGCCAGCCAGGCCCACAGCUCCAGCGAGGACACCUCCAGCUCAAGUGAUGAGACGGACGUGGAGGGGAAACCUCUGGUCGCACCAGCGCAGCUCAAGGCCUCGGCGGCCACAGCCCAGGAGCCUCCGAGCAAGAGGGCACCUCCGACUCCUGGGAAGGCAGGGGCUGGGACACCCCAGGGCAGAGGAGGCACCCUGACCCCAGCCAGCAGGGCCAAGAAGCCGGAGGAGGUCUCGGAGAGCAGCGAGGAGGAGUCUGAGAGUGACGACCAGGCCCCUGCCAGCACACCCAGCCAGGCGAAGGCCUCUGAGAAAACGCAGGUCCGAGCCGCCUCGGGUCCUGCCAGGGGGGCCCCUGGGAAAGGGGCAACCCCAGCACCUCCGGGGAGGGCAGGGCCCGCGGCCGCCCGGGACAAGGUGGUGAAGCCCGAGGAGGGGUCGGAGAGCAGCAGCGAGGAGGCGUCGUCAUCAUCAUCGGACAGCGAGGAGGAGGCGCCCGCUGCCAAGACCCCGCCUCAGGCGAAGCCCCCGGGGAAGGUCCCUGGGGUCAGAGCCACUUCGGCAGCCCCCACCAAGGAGUCCCCGAGGAAAGGGGCCCCCUCGGCCCCCGCGAGCAGGGCAGCCCAGGCGGGGCAGCGGGAGGAGGACUCGGAGAGCAGCAGCGAGGAGUCAGACGCCGGGGGCCAGGCUGCCGCAGCUGCGCCCCAGACCUCGAGCCCGGCUCCGGCAAAGUCCAUGGGCCAGAACUCCCACGGCAGGGCCCCCCGAGCCCCGGCAGGGAAGGGUGCAAUCCCUGCGCUGCGGGGGCAGGCGGGGCGGCAGGACUCGGGGAGCAGCAGCGAGGACUCGGACUCGGGGGACAGCGAGGAGGAGGCAGCCACCACGGCGAAGCCCUCCGAGAAAGUCCUCCCAGCCAGAUCGGCCUCGGGCCCCAGCACGGGGCCCCCUCAGAAGGCCCGGCCUGCAGCCACCCAGGUCAAGGCCGAAAGGUCGGAGAGCAGCGAGGAGUCCUCGACAGACAGCGAGGAGGAGGCGCCCGCAGCCGCCCCUGCAGCCCAGGCAAAACCAGCUGUGAAAACUCCUCCGACCAAGGCCUCGCCCAGGAAGGGCGGCCCUGUCACACCUGCCUCUGCCAAGGCUGCCCCAGUGCGGGUAGGCACCCCGGCCCCCUGGAAAGCAGGAGCCACCACGGCAUCCCCAGCCACGGCCAAGGCCGCCCAGAGACCGGAGGCGGACUCUUCGAGCAGCGAGGCCUCGGAGAGCGAGGAGGAGGAGGAGGAGGAGGCGCCUCCUGCCGCAGCAGCUGGAUGGAUGAAGAACUCAGUGACAGCCCCUCAGACCAAAGCCACCCCUGCUGUCCCCAGAGUGGCUUCUGCCAAAGUGGCAGCAUCAGCUCCUGGAAAAGGGGCCCCUGCAGGUGCUCAAGCCACCCUGGGGUCCCCGGCCAAGGUCAGGCCGCCAGCGAGGACCCCCCAGGGCAGGCCUGGUGCAGGGAAGGGCCCGGGGGCCGUGCCAGCCGUGGGGAAGGCGGCGACGACGGCAGCCCCCCAGCCAGGGCCCGUCGGGGAGGCUGAGGACGACUCUGAGAGCAGUGACGGGGACUCGGACAGUGAGGAGGCGGCGCCCGCACAGGCGGAGCCCACCAGGAAGACGCCCCAGGUCAGAGCCGCCUCAGCCCCCAGCAAGGCCUCCCCCAGGAAGGGGGCAGCCCCGGCUCCCGCUGGGAAGACAGGCCCACCAGCCACCCAGGCGGGGAAGCGGACGGAGGACUCGGAGAGCAGCAGCGAGGAGUCGUCAGGCAGCGACGGGGAGGCACCCCCAGCCCAGGGAGGAGGCUGCAGCCCCGCCAGCGGCAGGCCACCGGCCGCCACGGCCUCAGCAGGGAAGGCCGAGCAGAAGAAGGCCAAGGAGGAGAAGGCCGAGGGGCCCUCCGCCAGCAGCGACGACGAGCUGCCGGCCAGCCAGGUGAUUAAAACCCCUCUGAUUUUUGUCGACCCUAACCGUAGUCCAGCUGGCCCAGCUGCUACCCUCGCCCAAGCCCAGGCUACAAGCACCGGGAGGAAGGCCCAGGCCUCAGAGAGCACGGCUGGGAGCUCCUCUGAGAGUGAGGACGAGGACGUGGUUCCCGCCACGCAGCGCUCAGCCCCCGCUCUCAGAACCAGCUCGGCGACCGCGCCCCCAGCGCCCCCGAGGACGGCCCCCAGGACCAGCAGUGGCGAGGAGCCCGGGCGGGCGGCAGAAGGCAGGAAACCGGAGGCGCCGGCCACCCAGGUGACCAAGAGGAGCCCAGCUGACCUCCCGCUGACCCAGGCCGCCCUGAAGGUCCUCGCCCAGAAAGCCAGUGAGGGCCGCCCUGCUGCCGCCAGGACCCCAUCCUCGUGUGCGACCGACGGUCUGGGGACACUCCCCACGACACGUCCCCAGAGCGCCCCUGCACAGACCAGAGGGGCCAACGAGCUCAGAAAGCCUGGGGUUCCUGCAGCCCCUCCCUCAAAACGCCCCAAGGCCAAGGCCUCUGGGACAUCAGAGGACAGCGAGGAUGGCAGCAGCAGCAGCUCUUCGGGGAGCGAGGACGACGCUGCGGGGCCCCGGGUGGCCCCGGGGGCCCCCGGGCCGGGUGCAGCCCCAGCCAGGAGCGAGACCCUGGUGGAAGAAACCACAGCAGAGUCGAGUGACGACGACGUGGUGGCACCUUCCCAGUCUCUCCUCUCAGGUUAUGUGACCCCUGGACUGACUCCAGGCACCUCCCAGUCUUCAAAGACCACUCCCAAACCAGCCCCCAGCCCCUCAGUUUCGUCUCCUCCGGCCACCAAAGAUGCGCUAGGCGGCAAGCGGGGGGCCGAGGCCCCAAAAGCAGCAGGCACCGCGUCCCCAAAGUCAGGCAGAGGAGAGGCUGGCGCCACACCGCAGAGGCCCCGGGAGGGGCCCGAGAGCCCCCAGGCCUCCAGGCUGGCUCUGCAGCAUGACAUUGCCCGGCGGCUGCUGGGCGAACCCUGGCCCCUGAGCGAGGCGCACGUGCAGGCCUCCGUGGCCAAGGUGCUGACGGAGCUGCUGGAGCAGGAGAGGAGGAAGGCCGCCGAUGCCGCCAGGGAAGGCCGCCGCAAGGGCCGCAAGCGGAAGCUGUCGGAGGACCAGACGGCCGCAAAGGCCCCCAAGAGCAAGAAGAAGAAGCAGCUGGCGGCUGGGGAAGGCGGGGAGCGUGCCGUCUCCCCGGACAAGGCCCCCAGGACUUGCCAGGGGAAGCCCAAGAGGGACAGGGCUGGCGGCGGCAGCAAGGAGAAGCAGGAGAAGGAGGCUCCCGGCUCCCAGGGGGCCAAGGAGAAACAGGAAGGGGAGCCGGGGAUGGUGAAGGGUGAGGGAGGAGACCGGGGCGCCCCAAGGAGCAAGAAGGAGAAGAAGAAGCCUGACAAGAAAAAAAAAGACAAGGAAAAAAAGGAAAAGAAGAAGAAAGCAAAAAAGGCACCAACCAAAGCCCCCGACUCGCCCUGUCAGAAGAAAAAGAAGAAAAAGAAGAAGACGGCGGAGCAGACCGUCUGAGGACGCCAGGUGGCAGGCGGCAGCGGCCGGCGCGGGCCCUGCAGAGCCGGCCCGGGGAGGAGGAGGAAGCGCCCCGGCUCCCGUCACUGCCCCGGCUUCUCUUCGGGCACAGGACGCUUCACGCAGACGUGUACAGUAUAGAGCUAUUUUUUUAAGUGACCUGCCCUCCUUCUGAGGCCCCCGGACUGUCUGCCUCCGCCCCGCGGACCCCACGCAGCUCGGCCCCUGGUCUCCCGCGAGCUGGUGCUUGUCCUUGUCUCUGCCCGUCCGUUUGCGGGCUUUUUGUAAGAACUCGGCAAAUAAAGGACUUGUUGAAGUUUA